Messenger RNA from Rhagoletis pomonella (apple maggot), 4425 nucleotides. RefSeq lists its product as uncharacterized. Lineage: Eukaryota; Metazoa; Arthropoda; Insecta; Diptera; Tephritidae. Gene Ontology annotation, biological process: regulation of DNA-templated transcription. The record is from RefSeq and is a predicted model, not a curated record. Gene Ontology annotation, molecular function: transcription coregulator activity. Gene Ontology annotation, cellular component: nucleus.
GACAUUUCGUGAUACGGAUUUUUGCUAUUUGUAGGAAUAGUUUCGUGUGUGAUUUGUAUGCGCAAAUCUAUAGUUUUAAAAAGUUUUCAUUCUAUAAAAGGUUUUACAUAUAUUGAGAAAUACUAUGCCUGGUGGAAGUGCUAGAAAACAAAGUGGCGGAAAUGAUUCAGCACAGAAAAACAGCAGUAGUAGUUCGUUGCGAAAUGAAAGCGUUUCGCCGGGGAGUAGCAGGGCGCGAAAGAGAAAGCGAUGUGAGGUCAGAAGAUUCAGCGACAGUGAUUUGGAGUCCGAAUUGGAGGAUUGCAAUUUCGAAGAUGCGAUUGCUAUUGAAAGGAAAUUGCGCAAAGUGGCGAAAGAUAACGACCUAAGUGAUGAGGAGAUGCGACAAUUGUUGCAGAAAUUUGUUAAAAAUGAACAUAUUCUUGCACUGGUAACGCUCAAAGCAGAAGAUGAAAUAGCACGUGAACGACAGGCAUCUGAGCAGCCAGCGAUUAUAAUAACUGACACGCCGUCUGUGCCAAAAUUGACGCGCGCAAAAGCUCGCGAGUUAAAUAAAACUGCAGGUAUUACUUUAUCUACACUAACUGAGAACAAGGAGCCGGAGAUUGCAGCUCUGAUACAAGAUGAACUGAAUUCCGAUGAAGACGAUGAGGAGUAUGUAUUUCAAGAAGAGGAUUUUAUUUCCGAUGACGACCCCAAUACCAAUACCUCAGAUCUGGAUUCCAAUCCACGUACACCACAGACACCUUUAUCUCAAGCAGAGACUGAUGAUUCUCCGGUUAAAUUUACAGCUGAUGGCUGUUUCAAAAUACCAUUGGAAAAGCCUAUAAGUACGAGGGAGGACGUGCGUAUUGCGGCGCGCACACGAUCGAAGUUAUGCCUACAGCAGACUGCAAUCGAAGAUCUCGAGUCGGAAUUUGUGCCACCCGAUGUGGAACAUAUUGACUUACAGGAGGUGGAUUUAACAGCGAACGAUGAGGAUUGGAUGCAGUUUUUGAAUGAUUUUACUAAGCCUUUAAGCUCCAGUUUUAUAACAGACGAUGAUGAUCCUAUCAAUGAUCCGGAAUAUGUAGCGGCAGAUAAAAUAACAGAGGAUGCGGAAGAAUUACGCGACAUUAACAUACCCAAAAAGGAGCUUACCGAGCUCGUUGCCGAACUAUUCGAAGGCCUCUUUAAUGAAGGUGUAUCGUUGGAAAGUGUCGAAUUAGAAACACCACAGAAGUUUUUGCAAAGUGACUUAGAACAGUCAACUAUUACGGAUGGCGCUAAUCGUAGCAUCUCCGCUGGCACAGCUGCCGCAUCGUUUAGUGAUCAGCCUGAAUGCGAAGGCAAUCCAGUGACGCGACAACUUAAUUUUGACACUCCAGCACAACAGCAAGAUUACAAUCCAGUGCAACUUUCUCAACAGCAGCAGGGAUUCGUGUCCGAUGUGCCUCCCUUAGUUCCUAUUAGCAAUGUAGCGAAUGUGACUCAAAACAAUUACUCAUUUCAUCCGGAUAUCAUGUCCACUCCUGCACCGACAACUGGGCAGCGUGUGGGCAAUACCGCAACGCAGGUACAAGUACCAGUGGCAUACACAGAUAAUUCCGAAAAUGAUGCGAGCCAAGUUGUCACACUGCCCACGACGUCGUUAAGUGCAGAGCCUGAAUGGAUAGCAGUUAAAAUUCCAGGUCCAACAAAUUCGUAUCAAUUAGCACGUGUUGUAGAAUCAGCGAACGCACUUGAGCCGCCGCCACUAGUAAGAAUUCAGCCGCAAAAGACAACAGAGCAACACAAACCAAAGCGUCCUCCUUUACCCCCUCCAGAGGAUACACGAUACAGUAUGCCUUACGAUACCAACUUUACAUGGGAGUAUAUUUCUAUAAGAAAGCAUGUUUAUACUGAGUAUAUAUCAAAAUUUGAAAAUCUUCGUAAUAUACCACCACCGCCGCAAAUAGAGGAGGCACCAAGUAAUGCAAUUGGCUUCACAAAACAGCAACAUGAUAUACUACAGCAACAGUUGCGCAUGCAUGUACAAAUGCUAACGCAAACAUUUAUCCAAAGCUACUCGCAUCCGAUUUAUUGGAAGCUUGCUCUGAAAGCGAAAGACAUGUUGACAGAGUUAGAAGAGAGGUCGAAGGAUGAUGCAUCCUUUCGUGCUUGGAAUCUAAAAAUAGCAACGAAGCUUGUAAGACAAUGGGAAGAAGAUUUGAAUAAAGAUACGUACGAGAAUAAAGAGAUGAUGAAAUUUAUACACAGCGAAAUUGAGUUGACCAAGAAUAAUUGUCGUCAGAUUGCCCGUUUUCCGCCUCGAAUUAUGGACCUAAUACUAAAUAGCAAGGUAUUCAUGUAUCCGGAAUACUUACCUCGGAUACCUUUCACUUCCAGAAUCGCGAGGUACCCCAUUUUUUCUCCCGCUGAAUCGCAGCUUAUUGCUAUGGGUUUGGAAAGGCAUAUACAACGUAUUCACGAGACAGGUGAACGCAUAUCGAAGAAAACCACUGAGCUAAAGAUUGCUGUACUGCGACUUGCAAAGGACACCGUGUACGGUAAAUCAGCGAGACAAAUAUGGGCUCGUGUGAAAGCUUUAAGGAAUACAGAUUAUUAUAAUCCCGUAAAGUACUACUUUGAUAAUAAGCGCGCUCCGCCAGUUGAACAGAAGUUAAUUACGUUUCAAGACAACAAAGUAUUAGCGCCCAAAGACCGUUACCAAGAGUUACCGCUGGCCUGGCAAACGCGUAUAGACGAAAAACGCAAGGCCAAUAGAAAAAGGGGAACCAGAGCAUCUGAAACAGCUGGCGCCUCGUACUUACAGUUUGUACGCGAGGCUUUAGGCGAAGAAAUACAAUUGCCGGAUAGCGGUGAUAGUGCUGCUACAUCAGAAAACCGCGGAACUAACUUUUCCUGCUUUUCGAAAACGGGAAAUAACAUUACUAAUACGACACGUUCUAAAAGAUGUUUUGCAAAUAGUGUGACGAUAAAUGUAAAUUACCAUUUUAGUGCCACUACACCAGCUAGCGAAAUACAACGACCCAUCAACACCACGACCGCAGUUGCACUGCCAAGCAUUCCACCUUCCAACCGAGACUCGCCAAACGCCGCUGCUUUGGGAUUCACGCCACUGCCGAAAACGCCUCCGUCAGCCAACGAUAGUGUGGUAUCGUUUAAUUACGACUGGGGUACAAAAAGUUUGCAACCUAUUGUUGAACCCAAGGCCACAACAACGCGCGCAACUACUUCAAAUAAGCAAGGUCUUCCAAAGCAACGAGACCUAAUAAAGACCACUCGAAAACGCCAUAAAUUAGGGCUCCUUGGCCACUUAGGCCGAAGUCGCUUAAAAACUUUACGCUAUUUCGCCGUGCGGCGUGCGAGUUGCACUCUUGAUCGGCAAAAGAGAAAUAGGCGUCGACUGAAGAAACGCUGUCUAAGUCUUUUGAACGCAUAUCGGACUAAUCUAGAACGAAAUAAACUAUGUUACAAACGUUCACCUGUUGUGUUAAAAGUAUAUAAAUAUAUCAAAGCUUUGGAAUUGUACACAAAUUUGUUAGGCGAACUUAAAAUGGCUUGUCGUAAUUCUAUCACAGUUACUGGAUCUAAUGCCAACGAUGCAUCGGUUACUAACGGCGUUGGUAACUCGUCACAAAAUUCACCAACGGCGAAAUUUUUUGUUCACAAUUCGCAACAAUAUUAUGGCAAACGAUCACGCGCGCAACUUGCGCAGCAGCAAGCGCUCGAGGAUGAGUCGAGUGUAAGCUCGCGUAGCAAAAAAGCAAGUCGUCAAGAGGAAAACUUUAAACAUAUGCUUUUGCCAGACAGUGCUGAGGAUGCAAAUCGAAAGGAUGCCAUUUAUGCUUUUAACUUCUAUGAAAAAGUGGAGGAGGCUUUCAAGGCCUCAAACCGUGCUGAAGACUGUAAAAGAUUUAAUCAUAUACUCAAAACAUUUGAUCCGCGUCGCGAUAAGGUGUCUGAUUUGUAUUAUAAAUUAGAACGUCUUUUUCUACCCGACCAUCCUGAGCUGGCUCAGGUGUUCCUCACAUUUUUGUUACCCUCAGAGGCGGCGGAAAUAGGAAAAUUUUUCGAACAUUUCAUGAUUAACAACAUGACUACAUUCAUCAAUAAAUUGAAUAUUUAUUUCAAUAAGCAGCCUGCGCAAAUACGGAAGAUCUAUAAUUGUCUAGCGGAGCUGGCGGAUGAUCCAGAGGUUACUCUCAAAAAAGUAGAAUCAAAAAUUCUACCAUUACUCAAGGGAAAUCAAUUUCUUACCGACUGGUUUUUGCAACAAUUUUCCGAGGCGAAACCGCCCGAGAGAAUAUUCUCCACGCCGGAACAAGUUAACUUAAAGGAAGUAGAAAUCAGACCGAAUUUGUAUGAGUCGCUAAAUGAUCCACACGAUGCGGCAACGCCAUGCUGUGAACUGCAACAGCAACAACAACAAAAUCAAGCACA